AUGGGAUUGAGUGGUACGGACAUUGCCCUGUUCUUCAAACUGAUAAAGCAUCCGAAAUUCAAUCUGAGCGAUCUGGCACACUGGAAUGGGAAGCACGCGGUGGACAAGUAUGCGUUUGAAAAACUGGGAGUCGAGAAGAAGAAGUACCUUACCAAGGAGGUGACCGUUGAAGGAUGGCCGACGAAGUUCAAGGUCAAAUACAUUGACCCCGUCGUGAUUUUCUAUAUGUCCGCUUCACUCUCCGUCCGCUCCUCUCACUCUCCGCUUCACUCUCCGUCCGCUCCUCUCUCCGUCCGCUCCUCUCUCUGUUUGCUCCUCUCUCUGGGCCCUCCUCUUUCUGGACCCUCCUCCAUCUGUCUUCUUCUAUCUCUGUCCGCUUCUUUAUCUCUCCGCUCCUCUCUCUAUCCGCUCCUCUCUCUGUCCGCUCCUCUCUACGCCCGCUUUUCUGUCUGUCCGUUUCUUUCUCUUGCCGAUUCCAUUCCUGUCUGCUUCUCUCUCCACUUCUCUCUCUGUCCAAAUUUAUAUCUGUCUGCUUCACUCCUCCUCCGGUUCUCCCUCCGUCCGCUGCUGUAUCUGUCCGCUUCUCUCUCCACCCGCUUAGCUCUCAGUCCGCUUAUCCCUCUGUCCGCUUCUCUCUCCUCUCAUGGGCUGCUCCUCUCACGGGCUGCUCCUCUCACGGGCUGCUCCUCUCAUGGGCUGCUCCUCUCACGGGCUGCUCCUCUCAUGGGCUGCUCCUCUCAUGGGCUGCUCCUCUCAUGGGCUGCUCCUCUCACGGGCUGCUCCUCUCAUGGGCUGCUCCUCUCAUGGGCUGCUCCUCUCACGGGCUGCUCCUCUCAUGGGCUGCUCCUCUCAUGGGCUGCUCCUCUCAUGGGCUGCUCCUCUCAUGGGCUGCUCCUCUCAUGGGAUGCUCCUCUCACGGGCUGCUCCUCUCACGGGCUGCUCCUCUCACGGGCUGCUCCUCUCACGGGCUGCUCCUCUCAUGGGCUGCUCCUCUCAUGGGCUGCUCCUCUCACGGGCUGCUCCUCUCAUGGGCUGCUCCUCUCAUGGGCUGCUCCUCUCAUGGGCUGCUCCUCUCAUGGGCUGCUCCUCUCAUGGGCUGCUCCUCUCAUGGGCUGCUCCUCUCACGGGCUGCUCCUCUCACGGGCUGCUCCUCUCACGGGCUGCUCCUCUCACGGGCUGCUCCUCUCAUGGGCUGCUCCUCUCACGGGCUGCUCCUCUCAUGGGCUGCUCCUCUCAUGGGCUGCUCCUCUCAUGGGCUGCUCCUCUCAUGGGCUGCUCCUCUCAUGGGCUGCUCCUCUCAUGGGCUGCUCCUCUCACGGGCUGCUCCUCUCACGGGCUGCUCCUCUCACGGGCUGCUCCUCUCACGGGCUGCUCCUCUUACGGGCUGCUCCUCUCAUGGGCUGCUCCUCUCACGGGCUGCUCCUCUCAUGGGCUGCUCCUCUCAUGGGCUGCUCCUCUCAUGGGCUGCUCCUCUCACGGGCUGCUCCUCUCACGGGCUGCUCCUCUCACGGGCUGCUCCUCUCAUGGGCUGCUCCUCUCACGGGCUGCUCCUCUCAUGGGCUGCUCCUCUCAUGGGCUGCUCCUCUCAUGGGCUGCUCCUCUCAUGGGCUGCUCCUCUCACGGGCUGCUCCUCUCACGGGCUGCUCCUCUCACGGGCUGCUCCUCUCACGGGCUGCUCCUCUCAUGGGCUGCUCCUCUCAUGGGCUGCUCCUCUCACGGGCUGCUCCUCUCAUGGGCUGCUCCUCUCAUGGGCUGCUCCUCUCACGGGCUGCUCCUCUCAUGGGCUGCUCCUCUCAUGGGCUGCUCCUCUCAUGGGCUGCUCCUCUGACGGGCUGCCCCCCUAAACCCUUUUCACUGCAUACUUGUGUUUUUGGCACCGUUCAGGCUCUGGCACGUCUAUGGGCCGACCCGAAGAAUCGUGAUGGGUUCGUACACCGUGCAAGACCCGAGUACGAGAAUGAAGAGCGCGUUUACGGGGCAGCAGAGACUGGGACCUUCUGGGAAGAGGCGCAGGUAUGCUAA
Molecule: messenger RNA, 2022 nt
Organism: Closterium sp. NIES-65
Lineage: Eukaryota; Viridiplantae; Streptophyta; Zygnematophyceae; Desmidiales; Closteriaceae
Source: the annotation of a GenBank genome assembly